This is a messenger RNA of Leptopilina heterotoma, 4445 nucleotides long. It is a transcript of the gene ChT, whose product is annotated as high-affinity choline transporter 1. The transcript has 7 exons. Bases 970 to 2772 code for a protein of 600 amino acids. Gene Ontology annotation, cellular component: plasma membrane. NCBI's taxonomy places the organism in Eukaryota, Metazoa, Arthropoda, Insecta, Hymenoptera, Figitidae. The record is from RefSeq and is a predicted model, not a curated record. Gene Ontology annotation, biological process: transmembrane transport; choline transport; acetylcholine biosynthetic process. Gene Ontology annotation, molecular function: choline:sodium symporter activity.
ACUACCGGUUCAGUGCGGGGUGUCCGCCGCGACGUUUGGGACGUCGAAACUACGACGCUCCGACGACCGGCGACGUCGACGAAAUAAAGUUGCGCUCAAUUUUUAUCGGAUCACUUCUGUUUUAUUUUUUCUCACACGAACGAUCAUAUAUAUAUAUAUAUAUAAACACAAACAUAUAUAUAUGUAUACAUAUCAAAGAUAAUAAUAAUAUUAUUAUAUUAAAUAAAUAUGAUCUCCCUGCUCGCAAUCAAAUCGGAAUAGUCUUCCCUUAAUGAAAAAUAAUUAUUCUCGGACGAAUUUAUUCAUAUCGUCAAAAAAGAAAAGGAAAAGAAAAUUUUUAUGGUGAUGCGAAUAGUUGUGCCUCGUUAUAAUGAAUAUAAAAAAAAAAUUGAUUAUCGUUAAUAACAAUUAGUACAAAUUAUAUUUAUAUUUGUAUAUAUAUAUAUAUAUACAGAAAGAGAAAAUUUAAUGAUAAAAUUGUGACAAGCGCACUGUUUCUUUUUUUCGUCUGAUGUAACAAGCAACGAAUGUUCCAACAACGAGAGGCGAUCACCCCGCGCGAUUGAAGAAAAAAUUGCUGAUCGACGAGAUUGGCUCGGGAAGUCAAAUCAAGAACAGAGGUAGAAGUAAUUGAAGACCAGUGAGUUGGGCGGAAAUCGAUGGCCAUCAGCGCCCAUGGGCGGCCUCGCGUUUAGGACAAGGAAUAGCCCCUCCCAAAAGACCUCGCUCCGGUGGGGUGACUGCUGCCCCCCAAAUUCCAGUCCCUCAUCUUCGUCGGCCCUGCGAAAAGGCCCUCACCAGGAUAUGCCACCUCUGCCCGUGUGAGGUUGUCCCCCGCUGUUGCGUGCCUGUAUUCCACGGGGUCUUCAGAGGUUUCCAAACGUUCCUAAAUCAGAUCGAAUACCGAACCUCUCGGAUCUUCGUCUUGGUCAGCUUGAAUUUACGCCAGUUGACUUUUCCUCCCCGAAGAUGAUUAACUAUGCCGGGGUCAUUUCCAUUCUUUUGUUUUACAUUCUUAUUCUCGGCGUGGGAAUAUGGGCCGCCAGAAAAAAGGAGGCCGGCAACGACUCCGAGGAGGAGGUGAUGCUGGCUGGUCGUUCGAUUGGAUUAUUUGUCGGUAUUUUCACAAUGACGGCAACAUGGGUCGGCGGAGGUUACAUCAAUGGUACUGCCGAGGCAAUUUACACCAAAGGUUUGGUCUGGUGCCAAGCUCCCUUCGGAUAUUCUCUCAGUCUUAUUUUCGGUGGAAUAUUCUUCGCCAAUAAGAUGCGACAGCAGGGGUAUAUCACAAUGUUGGAUCCUCUCCAGGACGCAUUUGGAGAACGAAUGGGCGGCCUUCUAUUUCUUCCGGCCCUUUGCGGUGAGGUAUUCUGGGCCGCUGGAAUCCUCGCAGCACUUGGUGCCACAUUGGCAGUGAUCAUUGACAUGGAUCACAGAACAUCAGUUAUUGUUAGUGCAGGAAUUGCCGUUUUUUACACACUAUUUGGCGGUCUUUAUUCCGUUGCCUAUACCGAUGUCAUCCAACUUUUCUGCAUCUUCAUUGGACUGUGGAUGUGCAUUCCAUUCGCCUGGGGAAAUCCCAAAGUGCUUCCAUUAAGUUCAAUGGAUGUGGAUUGGAUAGGCGAAGUUGAUCCGAAGGAAUAUUGGUCCUAUGCGGAUUAUGGUUUGCUGCUUAUCUUCGGAGGAAUUCCCUGGCAGGUGUAUUUUCAAAGAGUUCUGUCGUCAAAAAGUGCUGCCAGGGCGCAAAUUCUAAGUUACGUGGCUGCAUUUGGAUGCAUUCUGAUGGCAAUACCUCCUGUUCUGAUUGGUGCCAUCGCGAAAGCAACUCCUUGGAAUGAAACGGGAUACAAGGGACCGUAUCCACUAACGGAAUCCGAGACAAGUAUGAUCCUGCCAAUGGUUCUUCAGUACCUGACACCUGAUUUUGUUUCGUUCUUUGGUUUGGGAGCUGUUUCCGCAGCGGUGAUGUCUUCAGCGGACAGCAGCAUCUUAUCAGCAAGUUCUAUGUUUGCAAGGAAUGUCUACAGGCUGAUUUUUCGACAAAGAGCAUCUGAAAUGGAGAUCAUCUGGGUGAUGCGAGUGGGAAUAUUAGUUGUUGGAGUCCUCAGCACAGCGAUGGCCUUAACCAUACCAUCAAUCUACGGUUUAUGGUCAAUGUGCUCAGACCUUGUAUACGUAAUCCUGUUUCCACAAUUGCUGAUGGUGGUACACUUUAAAGACUACUGUAACACCUAUGGCAGCUUGGCAGCAUACAUUAUCGCGUUUUUGGUAAGAUUAACAGGUGGUGAGGAAAUGUUGGGACUCCCGCCAUUAAUACAUUAUCCAGGUUACGAUGAAGAAAAUAAAGUUCAGCUAUUUCCCUUUCGAACAAUGGCAAUGCUGAUGUCAUUAGUGACAUUAAUUGGUGUCUCAUAUGGCACCAAGGAACUCUUCCUCUCAGGUAGACUUGCUCCGGGCUACGAUAUAUUUCGAUGUGUUGUCAAUAUUCCUGAGGAUGUACAACGAGUGGGACCCGAUCCAGCUGAGGGUGAACAAAUGUCAGUUCUUGCAGCGGGUGGUGGAAGACUUUAUGGAAGCAAGGACGAAUCGAACGGACGAGUGAAUCCAGCGCUCGAGCCGGACUACGACAUGGAGCCGGGAUACAGGGCUGUUGGUGCUAGUGAUGAUGAUGAUGAUAAUAUUGGCAGCGGAGGUGGUGGAGUCAUUGGGGCGCAUAUGGUACCCCGUGGCACCAGCGGACUCAGGCAGCCACAGUCUAGUACUGCGUUCUAAUCCCAAGUUCCGUGAUCGGAUGCUGUGACCAACAAUAAGUCCGGCGACGCGGUGUCUUCAUUUUCCUUCACACUUUUUGUCCUUCCACUUUUAGUUUUCUUCUCUAAUUUUAUUCGGAAUAUUAAUGCAUUUUUUCAUUUUGUUUAGUUCAUCUUUUUUUGUGUGUCUUAAGAAUGUCCUUCUUUAAUUUUUUGUUCCUCUUUUUCGCAUCUGUUUUAAUAGAGCCUUCUUUAAUUUUUAGUUUAUCCUUCGCAUCUGUUUUACUGUUGCCUUCUUUUAUUUUGUUUGUACCUCUUUUUCUGCUGUUGCUAAAGACCUUUAUCGUCAGAAUUCGUCAGAUUGCACGCCACUAGACAUCUAAUCGAACUCCUAUUCUAAAUCCUAUCGGAUUUACGUUCCUUGGCGAUAGAAUAGGGAUAAGUUAGCAACUGCAGAUGAAUAAUUCGGUUUUGUUUCCGUUUUACAAUUUCUUUAAUUUUCUUUACACUGAGAAGGGAAUUUAGUUUUCAUAACAAGACUUUUGUUUAGUAUUUAAGUAACUAGUUUGGUUGAUUAAUUGCAGAACAAACGUUUUGUUGUCAAAAAUAAAUUUUUACCCAUCAGUACGGUUUCUUCUUUUUUAGGGGAUCCUCUAAAAAAGAAGAAACAUGACAAAGAAACUGACAAAGAAAUCUUUGUCUGAAUGUUUUCGUUUUUUUCUGUCUUAUUAAGAAACAUGAAUAUUCGCGAAAUAAUAAAAAGUUUCCGUUUAGAAAUAAACGGUUUUAACAAACAAUUAAUAAAUAUCCUUUGAUAUGAAAUUUAUUUGACAUAAAUUUCAUUGGACACAGAAUGCAUUUGGUAUAAAUAUCAUUUGACAUAAACCUCAUUGAAUCUAAAAUAAAUUUGACAUAAACUUCAUUGAACCUAAAUUUCAUUUGACAUAAAAAUAACUUGACAUAAAUUUCAAUCGACAUAAGUAUUAUUUGACAUAAAAUUAAUUUAUGUUAAAUAAAUUUUAAUGUCAAUUUCAUUUUAUGUCCAAUGAAAUUUCUGUCUUGUGAAUAUUGUGUCGAAUGAAAUUUAUGUGAAAUGAGUUUCAUGUCUCAUGAAAUUUAUGUCAAAUGAAACUUAUGUUAAAUGAAUUUCAUGUCAAAUGAAAUUUAUAUUAAAUGUAUUUUAUGUCAAAUGAAAUUUAUGUCAAAUGUAUUUUAUGUCAAAUAAAACUUAUGUUAAAUAUUUUUAUGUCAAAUAAGAUUUCGGAAAUAUUCAUGCUUUUUUAUACCUUUUCUACAAAACUGAUUCCAGUGUUGUAAAAUUUAAUUUUCUUUUUCUCCUUUUUUGAUUUUUGUAACAUCUACUAAUGUUGAUAACUUGAUAAUCCAUUUGGUUUCAUUUUUAUUUCUUUCGAAUUUUUCGUUAGUGUACAACAUUUUUCCGAGGCUUAUCGCAUAAAUUUAUUGCCGAUGAACUUUGAAAACUAAUUUUCCGAUCAGAAUUACAAAUGGGGGGACAAUAAUAUUAUAUGAUGAGCUCCUCCCAAGAGACAUGGGAUUCGUGUUCUAAGCCUCAAAUACAAUGUUGUGUAAAAAGUUUUCAUAUUUAUUAUCGAUUUGAACCCCAUUUGGAAUUAUUGAUUUUUUUUUUUGCUUUCGAACUAUUUUUUUAGUUUUUAUCUAUUCCCCUUUUGGAUA